GAUGAUUUUACGUUCGUUGUGGUUAUCCCAAUGUUUUUUUUGGAUAAGUUUUACUGAAAAUGACUAAAGCAGCUUCAGUUAUCCAUUGGUUUCGUCUUGAUUUGCGCUUACACGAUAAUCUAGCAUUGCGCAAUGCAAUAAAUGAAGCAGAAAAUCGUAAACAGACUUUGAGGCCGAUUUAUCUUUUAGAUCCAGAUUUAAAAAAUAAAGUUGGCAAGAACCGGCUUCGGUUUCUCAUUCAGAGCUUACGAGAUCUUGAUGCUAAUUUACGUAAAAUAAACACACGAUUGUUUAUCAUAAAAGGAAAUGUAGAAUGUCUGCCACAACUAUUCGAGAAAUGGCAGGUAAAGUUCAUAACCUUGCAAGUUGAUAUUGACGCUGAAUUGGUUCAACAAGAUGAAGUCAUUGAGCAGAUAUGCGAAGAAAAAGAUAUAUUUAUGGUCAAAAGAGUCCAGCACACUGUAUACGAUUUUAAUACUGUCUUAAAGAACAACAAUGGCAAUGUUCCAUUGACUUAUCAAAAAUUUCUUUCAUUAGUAGCAAAUACCCAAGUAAAAGACAGUAUAGAAAUUACUAAAGAGAUUUCCAACGAUUGUAAAGCACCAGAUUUUGAUUCAACAGAGAAUGAUAUAACUAUACUUGAGGAUUUAGGUUUUAGUGAAGCAGAUCUAAACGAAUGUAAGUAUCCUGGAGGCGAGACAGAAGGUUUGAAGAGACUUAACCUAUAUAUGGCUAAAAAACAAUGGGUUUGCAAUUUUGAGAAGCCUAAUACAUCACCAAACAGUAUAGAACCAAGUACAACAGUAUUAAGUCCAUACAUUAGUCAUGGGUGUCUGUCUUCAAAGUUAUUUUAUCAUAAACUAAAGCAAGUAGAAAGUGGAAUGAAACACUCAUCCCCACCAGUUUCACUGUUAGGUCAACUUAUGUGGAGAGAAUUUUACUACACAGCUGGUGCAGGCACUAAGAAUUUUGACAAGAUGGUUGGGAAUUCUGUAUGCACACAAAUACCUUGGAAAAAGAAUGAGGAAUACUUAAAAGCUUGGGCAGAAGGUAGGACUGGGUAUCCUUUUGUGGAUGCUAUAAUGAGGCAGCUGAAACAAGAAGGCUGGAUCCAUCAUUUAGCUCGCCACAUGGUUGCUUGUUUUCUAACAAGAGGAGACUUAUGGGUUUCCUGGGAAGAGGGUGCUAAGGUAUUUGAAGACUACCUCCUUGACUAUGAUUGGUCAUUAAAUGCAGGAAACUGGAUGUGGCUCUCGGCUUCUGCAUUUUUCUAUAAGUAUUACAGAGUAUACAGUCCAGUUGCAUUUGGUAAAAAAACUGAUAAAGAAGGACUUUAUAUAAAAAAAUAUGUACCUGAACUAAAAAAGUACCCUAGCGAGUAUAUAUAUGAGCCUUGGAAGGCUCCUAAAUCAGUGCAAACGGCUGCAGGUUGUGUUAUAGGCGAGAAUUAUCCGAAAAGAAUUGUUGAUCAUGAUAAAGUACACAAGGACAAUAUACAGAGGAUGAAUGCUGCUUAUAAACUUAGUAAGGAGAAAAAAGCAUUGAAACGUAAAAGAUAAUAUGUGUGAUUUUUUUAAAGUUAAGAAUUGUAAGAAUAACUUUAUUAAAUUUAUUUCAUGUACAGA
Messenger RNA from Pararge aegeria (speckled wood butterfly), 1625 nucleotides. It is a transcript of the gene phr6-4, whose product is annotated as cryptochrome-1. Gene Ontology annotation, biological process: entrainment of circadian clock by photoperiod; circadian regulation of gene expression. The record is from RefSeq and is a predicted model, not a curated record. The coding region runs from base 60 to 1559 and encodes 499 amino acids. Gene Ontology annotation, cellular component: nucleus; cytoplasm. The transcript has 2 exons. Lineage: Eukaryota; Metazoa; Arthropoda; Insecta; Lepidoptera; Nymphalidae. Gene Ontology annotation, molecular function: FAD binding; DNA binding.